GUGGCCGAAUUCGCCGCGGUGCACGGCCCGGCGCUGCGAGCCUCCGGCGUCCCCGAACAGUACUGGGCCAGCCUCCUGCACAAGCUGGAGCACGAGGUUUUUGAUGCCGGGGAGAAGUUUGGGAUAAUGCAAGUGGAGGAGGCGGAAGAGGAUGAGGAUGAGGCCACCCAGGAAGGACGGAGGAAACAGCCCAACCCAGGGGGAGAGCUGUGCUACAAAGUCAUCGUGACCAGUGAGAGUGGGCUGCAGGCUGACAACCCCAACAGCAUCUUCCUCAUCGACCAUGCCUGGACGUGUCGUGUGGAGCACGCCCGCCAGCAGCUGCUGCAGGUGCCGGGGCUGCUGCACCGCAUGGCCAGCCUGAUGGGCGUGGAGUUCCACGGCGAGCUGCCGAGUGAGGAGGCUGUGGCCCUGGUGCUGGAGGAGAUGUGGAAGUUCAACCAGACCUACCAGCUGGCCCAUGGGACAGCCGAAGAGAAAGUGCCAGUGUGGUACAUCAUGGACGAGUUCGGCUCACGGAUCCAACACGCGGACGUGCCUAGCUUCGCCACCGCACCCUUCUUCUACAUGCCCCAGCGUGUGGCCUACACGCUGCUGUGGCCCCUGAGGGACCUGGACACAGGCGAGGAGGUGACCAGGGACUUUGCCUAUGGAGAGGCAGACCCGCUCAUCCGGAAAUGCAUGCUGCUGCCCUGGGCCCCCGCCGACAUGCUGGACCUCAGCUCCUCCACGCCCGAGCCUCCCGCCGAGUACUACCAGGCCAUUCUGGAGGAGAACAAGGAGAAACUGCCUCUUGACAUCAGCCCAGCACCCCACCCUCAAGACCACGUCUUCAAGGUCCACACGGAUGUGCAGCAGGUGCUGGGCCACCUCACACACCCGAGCUUCACCUUUACCCCUAACGAGGCGGAGGCUGACGUCUUGUACCACUUCUCCCACUUCAAGGACUACAGGAAGCUCAGCCAGGAGAGGCCAGGUGUGCUGCUGAACCAGUUCCCCUGCGAGAACCUGCUCACGGUGAAGGACUGCCUGGCCUCCAUCUCGCGCCGGGCCGGGGGUCCAGAGGGCCCUGCCUGGCUGCCUCGCACCUUCAACCUGCGUACCGAGCUGCCGCAGUUUGUCAGCUACUUUCAGCAUCGGGAAAGGCAGGGUGAGGACAACCAUUGGAUCUGCAAGCCGUGGAACCUGGCCCGCAGCCUGGACACCCAUGUCACCAGGAGCCUGCACAGCAUCAUCCGGCACCGGGAGAGCACCCCCAAGGUCGUGGCCAAGUACAUCGAGAGGCCUGUCCUGUUCCCCCGUGAGGACGUGGGCAGCGUCAAGUUCGACAUCCGCUAUAUUGUGCUGCUGCGCUCCGUGAAGCCGCUGAGGCUGUUCGUGUAUGAUGUGUUCUGGCUGCGCUUCUCCAACCGACCCUUUGAGCUCAACGACCUGGACGACUACGAGAAGCAUUUCACCGUCAUGAACUACGACCCGGAUGUGGAGCUAAAGCAGGUGCAUUAUGACGAGUUCAUCCCCCAGUUUGAGAGACAAUACCCGGAAUUUCCCUGGAGCGGCGUGCAGGCUGAGAUCUUCCGGGCCUUCACAGAGCUGUUCCAGGUAGCGUGUGCCAAGCCACCACCCCUGGGUCUCUGCAACUACCCCUCGUCCCGGGCCGUGUAUGCUGUGGACCUCAUGCUGAAGUGGGACACCCGCCCAGAUGGGACGCAAGCGAUGCAGCCACAGAUCCUGGAGGUGAACUUCAACCCUGACUGCGAGCGUGCCUGCAGGUACCACCCCUCCUUCUUCAACGAUGUCUUCAGCACCUUGUUCCUGGACCAGCCUGGCGACUGCCAGGUCACACGCCUCAUCUAGGCCCUGCGGCCCCUGCCAUCUGCGCUCGAGAUGCCAGUCCAGCCUCGCCUUCUGCGCUGCUCUGCAGAACCCCCUCCCUGGCCACCUCCCUUGCCCCCUCCUCCUGGGGCAGCCCCUGUCUCCCUUCCAAACCCUGGCCCUCCUGGGACCAUCGCCCCACUGCACGCCAGGGCCGCAGAGCCUUCCUACUCCACCGCCAAGGCCAUCCCCACGUCUCCCCACCCGUCCCUGUCCCUGAGAGCCUGUCCCCAGCUGCCUCGUUCCAGAGGUCUUAAGGGAAAGGGGUUCCCUAGAACCCUGCAUCACGAGAGCCAGGCCUUGUCUCCCGUCUGCUCUCACUAUGCGGUUCCCGAGUGGAUCAUCUGUCUGUGCCCACAGGGCUGUGUGGCGGCCCCAGAACCGCUACCAGCCCAUCACGGCUCCGGCAGGAAGCCACACCUCUGGAUGGGCCUGACUUCUGGGAAGCUGGCCCCUGAGGGUCCCUUCCCUCCCAAGGGCCUCCGGUGUCACUGGGCACCUCACCAGGUCCCAGCCACCUCUCGAGAUGGGCGGCACUCUGGGGACAGUGCAAGGGGCUGGGGCAAGCAUGGAUGCUAAUGCGGUUCGAAGCAGGAUUUGUUACUCUCUUCCGAGGUCCAGAGUCAGUGUCGGGUUGAUAUUUUUUUUAUUUGGGGGAGGAAAAUAUAAAAUUCCAGUUCUUCCCUAAUUUCGUGUUUUGUGUAGUUGCAGUGCACCUAACCUGGGUGUGUGGCACCAACCCCCGGUAGCCAGAGCUGCCUCCAGAGCCUCCCCUGCGCAGGAGGGUAGAGUGGGGCACUGAGUGUUUCCUUUUUGAAGCCAAAUCCAGCCCUUCCCUAGCAGAGCUGGGCUCCAUCUCUGUCUCGGCCUGGGGGCUACUGCCGGAGCUGAACAGGAAUCUGUAGCUGUCCCCCUCCCUGCUGGAUUUGUACCUCAAUAAAGUCGGCCU
Fukomys damarensis (Damara mole-rat) is the source of this 2821-nucleotide messenger RNA. It is a transcript of the gene Ttll12, whose product is annotated as tubulin tyrosine ligase like 12. The record is from RefSeq and is a predicted model, not a curated record. Gene Ontology annotation, biological process: protein modification process. The annotation marks the transcript as partial. Lineage: Eukaryota; Metazoa; Chordata; Mammalia; Rodentia; Bathyergidae. The transcript has 14 exons.